Molecule: messenger RNA, 690 nt
Organism: Symbiodinium sp. CCMP2592
Lineage: Eukaryota; Dinophyceae; Suessiales; Symbiodiniaceae
Source: the annotation of a GenBank genome assembly
AUGCUGUGCUGCUUCAGGGACAAGCCUAGCCCGCAGAGGCUCCUGGGCACCCAGCCCGAGGCGGAAGCGGCACCAAGAUUCUUUUCCUGGAGUCCCUACCUGUCCGGUGGCUCUCCGAUAUCUCGAGGUGCAGCAAGCUUACACCAGGACUACAGCAAGCUCUUCAAGAUCCUCAUCGUCGGCGAUGAGGUCGUCGGGAAGACCUCCAUCCGGAGUCAGUUCACCGAGAGGAGGUUCCAACGACUCCACGAGGUCAAUUGCUCGGGCGCGGGCUUCGGCUCGCGCACGCUGGACUUCGACGGGCAGAAAAUGAAGCUACAAAUUUGGGACGUUGCCGGCCAGGACCGCUUCCGCAGUGUGAUUCGAAUGUAUUACCACGGUGCUGUGGGAGCGCUUGUGGUCUACGACAUCACACGGCGAGAGAGUUUCGACCAUGUGCCGAUGUGGCUGGCAGAGCUUCGCAAGAUCACCGCCUUGACGAGCAUCGUCCUGAUCGGGAACAAGUCUGAGCUGGACACCGAGCGUCAGGUAACCGUGGAAGAGGGCCAAAGGCUUGCCUGUCAACAUGGCCUGACGUUCUUGGAAACCUCUGCGGCGAGAGGGGAGAAUAUCGAUGAGGUCUUCUUUGCGCUGCUUCAUGACGUCCAUGAGCAGGAGGAGACAGCGCCGCCACAGCGGCUGGCGGAGUAG